Botrytis sinoallii is the source of this 1034-nucleotide messenger RNA. RefSeq lists its product as uncharacterized. The coding region runs from base 408 to 602 and encodes 64 amino acids. NCBI's taxonomy places the organism in Eukaryota, Fungi, Ascomycota, Leotiomycetes, Helotiales, Sclerotiniaceae. The record is from RefSeq and is a predicted model, not a curated record. The transcript has 5 exons.
CUUCGUCGAAAAAACGUAUCAAAAGAAUUUGCGCUAGCGUUCUACGAGUCAUUCUUUUUCCCCUUUGAGAACAUGAAUUACUACUAGGUAGUCAUACCAAGGUAUCUAGGGAAUUCUUCUCCACGUCGUCCGUUCCACAUACAUCUGCACAAUCCCACAAUCAUUAUAUCUCCAUAUCAGAACUGUUUAUAUUUAAGAUACCUACAAUUAAUCAUCAUAGUAUCCUCAAUGUCCCCUAGGUCUAUUUGUAGCAGUAAAUUCAGCGGAUUCUUAGGACUUAUUAACAUUACCGGAGGUUCAUUUUUGACCUAUAGAUAUUUCUCGCUUUCACGAGAAUCGGAAUAUCAACGAAAGAUCCGGGAGAAAAAUAGCAUUGCACCGUCAUCAUAUACGAAAACGUUGUGACAAUGUCUUCACCUUUUCUCAAAUUCGGCAAAUUGAUGGAGAAGACUUGGAUUAGUAUCCCGAUUGCGGCCUUCGUUUUGGGAUUGCUAUAUGUUAAUAAUGGGAUGGCAGAAGAGAUCAGGCAACUGAAGAUAAUUAACGAGGAAAGAGGUCAAAAAGAGGCAGGAGUAUCGAAUCUUGAAGAUACACGGAAAUAGGAUGGGAGAAUCUGAUGUAUGGGAGAAAGGGUUGUAGAGAUAGAAAUGAAGAGAAAUGGAAGAAUAACCAAUAUCGGGAAAUCAAGCAUGCAUGAUAAAUCACAAAAUUGACUGGGAAACUCGAAACGGAAAAUUCUUAACACCUUGCGUAUAGUUUAUUGGUACCUUGGGUAGAUGGAACGUCAGGGAGAGGGAAAGCGCAAUGGGUUCAUUCAAUUUCAUAUAUUGUCAGAGAAAAAUGAGGCUCGUAUCAACUGAACGACAUGCAGGAGUUUCCACGUAGACUGAUAAUUUGCGUUCUUUGGAAUCCUGUAGUGUACAAUUGUCUCUAUCAAUCUCUCUUUGCCUGUACGAUCUCAGAUUUGGGGUGGUCAUGAUCGGUUCUCUUGAAAAAUACAUGCAGACAUGCACAUAGUUCUUUCCUUCUCCGCG